Messenger RNA from Fusarium oxysporum Fo47, 294 nucleotides. RefSeq lists its product as uncharacterized. The record is from RefSeq and is a predicted model, not a curated record. Gene Ontology annotation, molecular function: metallopeptidase activity. NCBI's taxonomy places the organism in Eukaryota, Fungi, Ascomycota, Sordariomycetes, Hypocreales, Nectriaceae. The transcript is spliced from 3 exons. The coding region runs from base 1 to 294 and encodes 97 amino acids.
AUGUUCGUGUACUCUUAUGCAUUCAGCAAAGAGUGGAAGCUACACAUGUGGAAUGUCUUUAUCCACGAGCUUGGGCAUGUCCUCGGCCUGCGACACGAAUUCGCCAUCGGGGGCGUCCGUGACGAGAUGACUACGGAUAGAGAGGGCGAGAAGGCCGUCCGCAUCGAUGCGCCUGAUCCUAAUUCAGUCAUGAACUACCGCAACGAACCGCCGCAGCUUCAGCAGUCCGACAUCGACUCAACACGCAACCCCAGCAUUGGCAUGACACCGGUUGUUGAUUACACCCCGCGGUGA